CGCUCCCACCAGCAACACCAACGAAACCCAGAAAUUCGGCCUGUUGCCGAUAUAAUGGGUCGGGUCUCGUUCACCGAAGAUACAAAGCUGCCCCAGGAGACCCAGAUUGAACAAGAGCAAACUUCAGUGUUUGCUUAUCAGGAUGGCCCGGAGAACAAGUCUUGGGCGGGCGCCCUGCCAUUGAAGCAGGGUCUGUACGACCCAGAGCUGGAAAAGGAUGCUUGCGGUGUCGGCUUUGCUGCCCACAUAAAGGGCAAGGCCAGCCACAAAAUUGUCUCUGAUGCACGGUCAUUGCUAUGUAACAUGACCCAUCGUGGAGCCGUUGGCUCAGACGCACGAGACGGUGACGGUGCAGGUGUCAUGACCUCCAUCCCCCACCGAUUCUUCCUCAAGGAGUUCGAGCGCGAACAAGGCUACAAGCUGCCCAAGCUUGGCCAGUACGCUACUGGCAACCUGUUCUUCAAGCCCGAUUCUACCAUCUUGGAUGAGACCAAGGCUAUGUUUGAGGAUGUUGCAGACCAGCUCGACCUGAGAGUGCUCGGGUGGCGGGCGGUGCCACGUGACUCCACACUUCUCGGUCCUGCGGCGUUUUCACGAGAGCCCAUCAUUCUUCAGCCAUUUGUUGUGCUGAAGUCAGCCUACGGCGACGGCCGAGAGCCCAAGGCUGAUUUCCAGGAAAAGUACGACAAUGCAUACUUUGAGCGACAGCUGUAUGUCAUGCGAAAGCGGGCUACACACGUCAUUGGCCUGCACAACUGGUUCUACAUUUGCUCUCUGAGCAACAAGAACAUUGUUUACAAGGGCCAGCUCUCUCCUGUGCAGGUUUAUGAGUACUACCACGACCUGCUCAAUGUUGACUACGAGGGUCACUUUGCCUUGGUGCACUCGCGUUUUUCCACCAACACAUUCCCCAGUUGGGACCGUGCACAGCCUCUGCGAUGGGCGGCUCACAACGGUGAGAUCAACACCCUGCGAGGAAACAAGAACUGGAUGCGAGCACGCGAGGGUGUCAUGAAGUCCAGCCUCUUCGGCGAGGAGCUUGACCUGCUCUACCCAAUUGUCGAGGACGGUGGUUCCGACUCGGCAGCUUUUGACAACGUGCUUGAGCUGCUGACCAUCAACGGCGUCCUGUCUCUCCCAGAAGCAGUCAUGCUCAUGGUACCAGAGGCAUGGCAGGGCAACUCCACCAUGGAUCCCGCCAAGCAGGCUUUCUACGAGUGGGCGGCGUGCAUGAUGGAGCCUUGGGAUGGUCCUGCACUCUUCACCUUCUCGGACGGGCGGUACUGCGGUGCCAAUCUUGACCGAAACGGUCUUCGACCUUGCCGUUACUACAUUACCGAUGACGACCGCAUCGUUUGCGCGUCUGAAGUUGGUACCAUCUCCAUUGAGCCUGAGCGAGUUGUUCAAAAGGGCCGUCUGCAGCCCGGCAGAAUGUUGCUCGUCGACACUGUCGCUGGUCGAAUUGUCGAUGACGCCGAGCUGAAGCGGACCGUUUCACAGCGCAACGACUUCCGAAGAUGGAUCGACAAGAAUCUCUUGACUCUGCCCAAGGUUGUCCAGUCUGUUAGCGACAAGGGAGUCGACCUUUCCCAUGCGCUCACCGAGACCAAGCUUCACGAGGACCCUCGUCUGCGAGCAUUUGGCUACUCUCUUGAGCAAGUCAGUUUGCUUCUUGGACCCAUGGCUGCCGAUUCCAAGGAGGCUCUUGGAUCCAUGGGCAACGAUGCUCCUCUUGCGUGCUUGGCCACACAACCUCGCCUGCUGUACGAGUACUUCCGUCAGCUUUUCGCUCAGGUCACAAACCCUCCCAUCGACCCGAUUCGUGAAGCCAUUGUCAUGUCGCUCGAGGCCUAUGUUGGUCCUCAGGGCAACCUUUUGGAGAUGGACGAGUCGCAGUGCGGUCGUCUGCUUUUGCCAUCCCCCAUCUUGACUCUGGAAGAGUUCAAGGCCAUGAACAAUACCCACAAAAUCAACCGCGACUGGACGGUCAAGACCAUUGACAUUACAUUCCCCAAGAGCGAGGGUAUCGAUGGCUACAUGAAUGCUCUUGACCGCAUUUGUGAAGCAGCCACAGAGGGCAUUCAGGCCGGUGACAACAUCCUUGUCCUGACCGAUCGUGCAACCUCUGCUGAUCGUGUUGCUGUAUCUGCUUGCUUGGCGACUGGUAUGGUUCACCACCACCUUGUCCGCAACAAGUGGCGUUCCAACGCUGCUCUUGUUGUCGAGACUGGCGAGGCUCGCGAGGUCCACCACAUGUGCGUUCUUGUCGGAUACGGUGCGGAUGCCAUCUGCCCCUACCUUGCCAUUGAGUGCAUCCUGAAGAUGCACCGCGAGGGCCUUAUUCGCAAGGCCAUGGCUCCCGAGAAGCUCAUUGACAACUACAAGCAUUCUUGCGACGGUGGUAUCCUCAAAGUCAUGAGCAAGAUGGGUAUCUCGACACUUCAAUCCUACAAGGGUGCCCAGAUUUUUGAAGCUCUCGGUUUGGAUGACUCGGUUGUCGACCGCUGCUUCACUGGAACUGCCUCGCGUAUCAAGGGUAUGACCUUUGAGCUGAUCGCCGCUGACGCCUUUGCUCUCCACGAAAAGGGCUACCCAACACGCCCCAUCGUCGAGGUACCUGGCCUUUCUGAGACUGGCGAGUACCAUUGGCGUGACGGAGGUGAACCUCACGUCAACGACCCUACUGCCAUGGCCAACAUCCAGGACGCCGUCCGCACCAAGAACGACAAGUCAUACGAAGCCUACUCCAUUGCCGAGUACGAGCGAAUCAAGGACUGCACCCUCCGUGGGCUCCUCGACUUCAACUUUGAUGACCGCGCUCCCAUUCCCAUCGACCAAGUCGAGCCAUGGACUGAUAUUGUGCGCCGUUUCGUCACUGGUGCCAUGUCGUACGGAUCCAUCUCCAUGGAAUCGCACUCGACUCUUGCCGUAGCCAUGAACCGUCUUGGUGGAAAAUCAAACACUGGCGAGGGUGGUGAGGAUCCUGAGCGCAGUCUGCGCAUGGAGAACGGUGAUACCAUGCGCUCUGCUAUCAAGCAGAUUGCGUCCGGACGUUUUGGUGUCACCGCCAACUACCUUGCCGACGCCGAUGAACUCCAGAUCAAGAUGGCACAAGGAGCCAAGCCCGGAGAGGGCGGUGAGCUUCCCGGCCACAAGGUCUCUCAAUCCAUUGCCAAGACGCGUCAUUCCACUCCUGGUGUCGGUCUCAUCAGUCCUCCGCCGCACCACGACAUCUACUCCAUCGAGGACCUGAAGCAACUCAUCUACGACCUCAAAUGCUCCAACCCUCGCGCCCGCAUCUCUGUCAAGCUCGUCUCCGAGACUGGUGUUGGCAUUGUUGCGUCCGGUGUUGCCAAGGCCAAGGCUGAUCACAUCCUUAUUUCGGGUCACGAUGGUGGCACAGGUGCUUCCCGAUGGACGGGAAUCAAAUACGCCGGUCUUCCAUGGGAGUUGGGUCUCGCUGAGACUCAUCAGACGCUUGUUCUGAAUGAUCUGCGUGGUCGUGUUAUCGUUCAGACGGAUGGUCAGCUGAGGACUGGACGCGAUGUCGCUAUCGCUUGUCUGCUUGGAGCUGAAGAAUGGGGUUUCGCUACCACUCCUUUGAUCGCUAUGGGCUGUAUUAUGAUGCGUAAGUGUCAUUUGAACACUUGUCCUGUGGGCAUUGCUACUCAAGAUCCGGAGUUGAGGAAGAAAUUCACGGGCACCCCAGAGCACGUGAUCAACUUCUUCUACUACGUAGCGAACGAGCUCAGGGCAAUCAUGGCAAAACUCGGUUUCCGCACCAUCAACGACAUGGUCGGUCGCUGCGAAGUUCUUCGCAUUCGCGAUGAUCUUCGCACUGCAAAGACGGAGAAUAUCGAUCUUUCACUGAUCUUGACUCCGGCCCACACCCUGCGUCCGGGAGUCGCCACCUUCAACGUCCGCAAGCAGGACCACCGACUUCACGUCCGUCUGGAUAACAAGCUCAUUGCUGAGUCUGAACUUGCUCUGGAGAGGGGCCUUCCUGCGCGCAUUGAGUGCGAUGUUGUCAACACCGAUCGCGCACUGGGCGCUACUCUCUCCUAUCACAUCAGUAAGCGCUAUGGCGAGGCCGGUCUGCCCCAGGAUACCAUUCACGUCAACAUCCGUGGAUCCGCUGGACAGUCCUUCGGUGCCUACCUGGCACCUGGUGUUACUCUCGAACUUGAGGGUGAUGCUAACGACUAUGUUGGCAAGGGUCUUUCUGGAGGUCGCUUGAUCAUCUACCCCCCACGCAACGCCGUCUACCGUGCUGAAGAAAACGUCCUGAUCGGUAACGUCUGCUUGUACGGAGCCACCCGCGGUACCUGCUUCUUCAGAGGUAUCGCUGCCGAGCGCUUCUGCGUUCGUAACUCCGGUGUUACGGCGGUUGUUGAGGGCGUCGGCGACCACGGCUGUGAGUACAUGACUGGUGGCCGUGUCCUUGUUCUCGGUUCAACAGGUCGCAACUUUGCUGCUGGUAUGUCCGGAGGUAUUGCUUACGUUCUGGACAUCCACAAGGACUUUGAGCAAAAGGUCAACCAAGAGAUGGUCGAGCUAUCCGGAAUCGAGGAGCCAGAGGAGAUUGCCUUUGUGCGAGGCCUCAUCGAGGACCACCACCACUACACGGGAUCUGAGCUUGCGGCACGCAUUCUUCUUGACUUCACUCGCGCUCUGUCACGUUUCGUCAAGGUCAUGCCCGUUGACUACAAGCGUGUUCUCUUGGAGGAGAAGGCCAAGGCUGCCGAGAAGAAGAGGAAUGAGUACCCUCUUGCUCUUCUUGCUGGCAACCAUGUCCGCAACGCUCACGAGGAGUCUCGCAACAAGGAAGCCGAUGCCGAGGCCAAGAAGAAGAAGAAGAGAGACCUCUUGGACAUUGAAGAGAGCGUCACUGAUGCCAAGGCUGAAAAGAAGAAGGCGCUUGUUCUCGACAAGACGCGCGGUUUCAUGAAGUACCAGCGCCGCUCUGAGAAAUACCGUAACCCCAAGACCCGAACACGUGACUGGGCAGAGUUGAGCCAGCGCCUCAACGAGGACGAACUCAAGUACCAGACCGCUCGUUGCAUGGACUGUGGUGUUCCCUUCUGCCAAUCCGACACUGGUUGCCCAAUCUCCAACAUCAUCCCCAAGUGGAACGAAUUGGUCUUUAGGGGACAAUGGCGCGACGCUCUGAACCGUCUUCUCAUGACCAACAACUUCCCCGAGUUCACUGGUCGUGUUUGCCCUGCUCCUUGCGAAGGAGCCUGCGUUCUUGGUAUCAGCGAGGACCCUGUCGGUAUCAAGUCCAUCGAGUGUGCCAUCAUUGACCGUGGUUUCGAAAUGGGCUGGAUGAUCCCUUCGCCACCCCAGGUCCGCUCUGGCAAGACAGUUGCCAUCAUCGGUUCCGGUCCUGCUGGUCUGGCUUGUGCUGAUCAGCUCAACAAGGCCGGCCACACUGUCACUGUCUUUGAGCGUGCUGACCGUGUUGGUGGUCUCCUCAUGUACGGUAUUCCCAACAUGAAGCUUGACAAGAAGGUUGUGCAGCGCCGUGUCGAUUUCAUGGCUGCCGAGGGCAUCAACUUCAAGACUGGUGUUACUGUCGGAGAAGACGGGCAGCCCAACCUGGAGUCACUCCGUAAAGACUUCGAUGCGGUCGUCUUCGCCACGGGUGCCACUGUCGCCCGUGACCUGCCCAUUCCCAACCGCAACCUGGAGGGCAUUCACUUCGCCAUGCAGUUCCUGCACAAGAACACCAAGUCGCUCCUCGACUCUGAGCUGGCUGACAACGCCUACAUCUCGGCCAAGGACAAGCAUGUUGUUGUCAUUGGUGGUGGUGACACUGGUAACGACUGCAUUGGUACUUCUGUCCGCCAUGGUGCCAAGUCGGUCGUAAACUUUGAGCUGCUGCCCCAGCCUCCGGCAGAGCGUGCUCGCGACAACCCAUGGCCCCAGUGGCCCCGCAUCUUCCGCACAGACUAUGGCCACAACGAAGUCAAGACUCACAUGGGCAAGGAUCCACGUGAGUACUGUGUCAUGUCCAAGGAGUUUGUCGAUGACGGCAACGGCAAGGUCAAGGGCAUCAACACCAUCCGUGUUGAGUGGACCAAAUCAGCCUCUGGCGGUUGGGACAUGAAGCACGUUGACGGCAGUGAGCAAUUCUUCCCCGCAGACCUCGUCCUGCUUUCCAUGGGUUUCCUGGGCCCCGAGCAGCGCGUCAUGAGCGACGUAGUCGAGCUUGAUGGCCGCAAGAACAUCAAGACUCCCCCGGGCCACUACAACACCAACCUCCCCGGCGUCUUCGCUGCCGGUGACUGCCGCCGUGGCCAGUCCCUCAUUGUCUGGGGCAUCAACGAGGGUCGCCAAUGUGCCCGCGAUGUCGAUUCCUUCCUCACCGGCUAUGGUACCUCGCUGCCCGUCACCGGUGGUAUCGUCAAGCGCCCACCCUACGAGGCCAUGCUCAAAGCCUCUACAGGACACAAGGAGCAACUGACUACCGUUGCCGCAUAGAAGAAGACGCAGAAGUAGUAGCUGCUAUUACUUGUGUAAAACAACCUUUGUAUGAGUACAAGGUUAAACGAUAAAAAAAAGACGGUGUUUUAGGAGGGUACAUGGGUGCAAUUUUUCUUUGGCGUUUCUUGCGAGUCUAUAACAGCAUUUUUUCACUCUCGUUUACUUUACUUUUACCUGCACGAUACCUUUUUCAGUAUGCGGAGUCAGCUGGGGCCGGCACUUGCAGUGUAUAAUGGUUUUCCUUUUCUUGGUUGUGUUAGUUUUGCGUUUUCAUUCGACGAAUUUGUGUAAAUAUGUGAAAACUAUUAUGAAUAUGAAUAUGAAUAUGAAUA
Messenger RNA from Exserohilum turcica Et28A, 6818 nucleotides. RefSeq lists its product as uncharacterized. The coding region runs from base 55 to 6483 and encodes 2142 amino acids. Gene Ontology annotation, molecular function: FMN binding; flavin adenine dinucleotide binding; iron-sulfur cluster binding. The record is from RefSeq and is a predicted model, not a curated record. NCBI's taxonomy places the organism in Eukaryota, Fungi, Ascomycota, Dothideomycetes, Pleosporales, Pleosporaceae. The transcript has 4 exons.